Molecule: messenger RNA, 1706 nt
Organism: Mollisia scopiformis
Lineage: Eukaryota; Fungi; Ascomycota; Leotiomycetes; Helotiales; Mollisiaceae
Exons: 2
Coding region: 80-1477 (465 amino acids)
Biological process (GO): retrograde protein transport, ER to cytosol; endoplasmic reticulum unfolded protein response
Cellular component (GO): endoplasmic reticulum lumen
Source: RefSeq, a predicted model, not a curated record
CUUUUACAAGAAUACCUAUCCUAAAACCAACAAUACCUCGAAUGCAGGAUUAACAGCUUCAUAAUUGCCAUAAGGCAAGAUGCGUCAAUACGUUACAGCCUUCCUGGCUUCAGCUCCUAUAGCUUUGGCAAGUCAAACCGUGUUCAGCGUGCACGAUGACUUGCUAGCAUUCCCCCAGUAUGAAGUAAUCUUCUCCGACUCCUUCGUAUCCAAUGCAGAAGCCAGCCUCAUAGUUGAGCAAGCCUCUUCCGCGAUUCACGAUCCUCCGCAGAGCUCUACAACGGAUGGCAUCCAAUCUCGCCGUGGAGCUCACAGCUCUUCUGCUGCCGAUGUACCCUUUGAUCCCUCCCACGAAACUUACGAAUACAUGUACUUGAACGGAGAACAACACCUAUGCACUAUACCCAUAGUUGAUACCCCGCCAAAGAACGAGACGUCCGCCGCCGAAGCUCGAGCUGCAGAACAAAAGGAGUUAGCACGCGCCACUGACAAGGGCUGGGAAUUGCUUCAAGAUCUCGAGGGCAAUUGCUUAUAUUUUGUCUCUGGAUGGUGGUCGUAUUCGUUCUGCUACAACAAUGAGAUUACCCAAUUCCACCAGCUUCCUCCACAGCCUGGCAAGCCCCUACUUCCGCCGCAACGAGAUCCUACCACCAAACAAUUUGUGCUGGGAAAAGCACACGGCAAAGAGAGCACAGAGGACGAAUGGGGCAACCAAAUAGAUGUCCACAGAGGCAAGCAAUCGGAUGAACCGCCGAAGACGGAGCUACAGGUCAAAGGCGAUAGUCGAUAUCUGGUACAGAAGAUGGAUGGUGGGACAACAUGCGAUCUUACCGGCAAGCCGAGAAGAGUCGAGGUACAAUUCCACUGUAAUCCUCACGUCACAGAUCGCAUUGGUUAUAUCAAAGAAGUCACAACAUGUUCGUAUUUGAUGGUAGUAUACACUCCUCGACUCUGCAGCGAUGUUGCUUUCAUGCCACCAAAAGAGACCAAAGCGAAUCCAAUCGUUUGUCGCAUAGUGGUUCCAGAGGAUGAGCUUACCUAUAGACGAGAACUAAUGCUCAUCGACGCCAGACUGGAGGCCGAUACGCAAAAAGAGAAACCUGUUAACGUUGGUGGGCUGAUUGUGGGGGCCGGGAAGUGGAUGAAUAAGGAGGGGCAGCGGAUGCCAAUUCCCAAAGAUUUCGGGAAGGAGAAUCAAGGCAAGGUCACAGAGAUUAUUGCUAAGGCGAAGAGUAAGGCUGAAGGCGGCAACGUCGAGAUGCUGAGUGAAACAGAGAUGAAGAAAAUUGAUCUGGAUCCUGAGAUGGUGGAGCAGCUGAAGCAUGAGGUUCAGAAAAUGGCCAAGGAGAAGGGAUGGAGAAUUGAGGUGGUGGAUGCUCCAGGACAGAUCAGAGAGAUACUAGGCAUUGUGGACGAAGAUGAUGAAGCAGAAGACGACGAAGGAAGUGAGGAGAUCUUCUACAAAGACGAGCUGUAGAGGUUCGUCUUAAUUGGAGAAUGUACACCAUGAUACCUGAUUCAAUUCCGUACUGCGGAGUUCAAUGGCGUUUGGAUUAUAGGGUUCAAUUCGAAGUCUUCUGGAAUCGACGGGCCUCGCGUCGAGCUUUCCAUUACCUACCGCUUGCCGUUCCUUUGACAAGCGACAGCGACUGCAUGCACCAAGUUCUCAGAGGCAAUCGACCUCUCGUACCAAUAAUAUCUCACUG